This is a messenger RNA of Zeugodacus cucurbitae (melon fly), 2143 nucleotides long. RefSeq names its product nitric oxide-associated protein 1. The record is from RefSeq and is a predicted model, not a curated record. The transcript has 2 exons. Gene Ontology annotation, molecular function: GTP binding. NCBI's taxonomy places the organism in Eukaryota, Metazoa, Arthropoda, Insecta, Diptera, Tephritidae. Bases 135 to 2126 code for a protein of 663 amino acids.
AAAAGUCAACAGCUGUUUUGUGUUAUGAUUUUACUGCACCUAUUUUCUUAUUUGCACGUGAAUUUAUAUAUUUGUUGUUGUUUAAAUCUUACUUGAUAGUUCCCGCAUUAUGCUAAUUAAGAAUAUAUUUUAAAAUGCUUUCGUUACGACGAUCAAUAAAAUAUACUUUACAAAGUUAUAUUAAGUACAAUGUGCGGUUUUGUAGCAACAAUUUUUGUCAACAUACGGCUAACGUAAAUGAAAAUGAUCAUAAUCUUUCCGUGCGUCAAUCGGAAUGGAAACUUGCACAAGAGCGGUAUGCAAAGCAUCCGCUAAUUCUAUAUAGUAACAAACUAGAAGAGCAAAUAGAAUUUAUGAGCCCUCAACAACUCCGCGCUUAUAAACAUAAAGAAGUCGUAAAGGAAAAACUUAAAUUACGCUAUUUACAAAACCAACCACAAACCAUAAGUGAAACAAAACGAAGUGUUAAUGGAAACGAUGAUAAAGAAAACAAUUUCCCAAUCAGUUGGAUGGAAGAUUAUGAAUUUUAUGAGGGCAAUGACAGCGGUACACACUCCCCUUUUGGUACAGCCGAUAGUAGUAUACAACCUUCAACCGUGCCUUGUAGUGGUUGUGGAGCGCAUUUGCAUUGUACCCGGACUAAUUUGCCAGGUUACAUUCCGGCAGAGAUAUUUAAAGGUCGUUCGAAUAAAGAGCUGCAAACAAUAACAUGUCAGCGCUGUCAUUUUCUAAAGCAUUAUGAUAUCGCGUUAGAUAUUGAGAUAAGUCCGGAAUCAUAUGUCGAAACCAUAUCUCGGAUUAGAGAUGAAUAUGCUUUAGCAAUAGUAAUUGUGGAUCUAUUGGAUUUCCCAUGCUCCAUAUGGCCAGGUAUAGGCGAUGUGCUUGGUCACAAACGCCCAGUAUUUGUAGUUGGCAAUAAAGUGGACUUACUACCGCGAGAUCACAAUAAUUACUUGGAUCAUGCUAAAAGUUGUUUGAAAGACCAAAUGGUGCAGUGUGGAUUCGACACGCUCAACAUUAAACACAUUAGCUUAAUUUCUGCUAAAACGGGUUACGGAAUUGAAGAACUCAUAACGCAGCUUCAUAAAAUUUGGGGUUACAAGGGAAAUGUUUAUUUAGUUGGUUGCACGAAUGUUGGAAAAAGUUCACUUUUCAAUAUACUUUUAAAUUCUGAUUACUGCCGACCGGAGGCAACAGAUUUAGUGCGCAAAGCAACGACAUGCCCUUGGCCAGGCACAACUCUACAAAUGUUGAAGUUCCCUAUACACCGGCCUUCCGAUAUAAGAAUAUAUCAACGUUUCCGUCGUUUAACUUCUGAACGUUCACAGAAAUACGCUGAGAAUGCAAUGCGCCGCCGAAAAGCACAAAAGACUGGUGACAUUAACGCAGCUCGUCUUGUUGGUAAAAUUGGCAGAACUUUUGUUAAUAAUGAAGAAACUGUGGACUCAUUCGCCGUAACAUCCGGUACACAACCAAUAGUAACUUUGAAUGAAAAGGAUCCGCGAUAUCGUCAAGCGAAAUGGUGUUAUGACACACCGGGUGUAAUGCAUCCAGAACAGUUUACCGAGUUGCUUACAACGCAAGAAUUGCAACAACUGACGCCACAUGAUAUGAUUACACCUAGAGCUAUACGUCUGAAACCGGGUAUGAGUCUCUUCCUAGCCGGGUUGGCUCGUUUGGAUUUCAUUGAAUGUAAAUAUGUUGAAAUUGACUGGGUAAAAGUAAUUGUAUACAGUUCGUUACACCUACCACUGGUGAUUGCGCACACAGAGAAAGCUGAAGAAAUGUAUAACGAAUACUUGGGAACGGAGAUACUAGGAUUACCGUACGGCGAUGAGACACGUCUAGCACGUUGGCCAGGAUUGAAAAGUUGCAAUGAAGUUAUACAACUUGUGGGCAAGUACGAGGACGCAAUAAGCUCUGAAAUAGUCUUAUCGUCAGCUGGUUGGGUUGGACUGAGAGUACCUUAUGCCAGUGAUUGUACAUUUAAAGCAUGGACGCCAGAAGCGCGUGGAAUUUAUGUGCGUACACCACCAUUGGUGCCAUACGCAGAACGUUUAGUGGGUAAACGUAUACGCAACUCCUUAGCAUAUAAUCUAGGAAAACCAUUUACAUUUAAAAAAUAAAAGAAUCAUACAAAACA